This is a messenger RNA of Cadophora gregata, 1374 nucleotides long. RefSeq lists its product as uncharacterized. Gene Ontology annotation, molecular function: oxidoreductase activity. The transcript is spliced from 4 exons. NCBI's taxonomy places the organism in Eukaryota, Fungi, Ascomycota, Leotiomycetes, Helotiales, Ploettnerulaceae. The record is from RefSeq and is a predicted model, not a curated record. Gene Ontology annotation, cellular component: cytoplasm. The coding region runs from base 1 to 1374 and encodes 457 amino acids.
AUGACCAAAACGACAAUCCCGAUUGGGCUGCCAUACCCCAAUCCAACGAAAGCCUAUUGGCAGACCCCUCCCCACCACCUCUCAGACCACCGCACCACAGCCUUACUCCCAUCAUCAGCCAAGUAUUUAAUCGUGGGAUCAGGUAUCACGGGGGCUGUCACAGCGUUUAAACUUCUCCAGGAAGAGCCAGGCGCUUCGAUCGUGAUCCUUGAGGCUCGACAGGCGUGCAGUGGUGCGACGGGUCGAAAUGGUGGGCAUUGUCGUGCUGGGAGGUAUUUGGAGUUCAGGACUUACUUGGAGGAAUUCGGAAAAGAAGAAGCGUUAUUGAUGGAAAAGCUGGAAGAAGAGAAUGUGAGGAAAUUAGGGGAGUUUGUGAAGGAGCACGAGAUAGACUGUGAUCUAAGGGACGUUGAGACCCUGGAUAUCUUCACGGAUGACAGGAAGUGGGAACGUGCUUUGGCAUCAUUGGAAGCGAGGAAUGACGUCUUAGGCGGCAAGGUUGAGACAAAUAUCUUGACGAAACACAGGGUAUGGAGUGCGAAGGAGACCAGGGAGCGGUUAUUGAUUCCCGAAGGGGUGGGGGCCAUAUCAUUCCCUGCAUACGUCCUGUCGCCGUACAAGUUCGUCUGCCGUCUUCUGGAGAUAUGCAUCGAGCAAGGCGUGAACUUGCAAACCAACACGCCGGCACUUGAGAUAUCGCAAUCCUGCCCACGGGGCUCCCAGAGCUACUGGACGGCCCACACGGAUCGAGGAGACGUCAGGGCUGAAAAGGUCAUCUUGGCGACAAAUGCUUACAGCUCGGUACUCUAUCCUCCUUUGGCGAACUUCCUCAUUCCAACAAGGGCCCAAGUGGCUGCUGUUCGACCAGGCUCGAACAUUGUCAAUAAUCCUGCGCUAACGAGGACCAUGGACUUGGAAAGCCAUGUCUCGGGAGAUUAUAUGCAGGCUCGAGCUGAGGGAACAACUGGAGCAGGAGAUAUCAUAAUUGGAGGCGGGAGGCGUCUAGGAACUCCUCUUGGGGAGCAUGGCGAGCAACCUAUUCUAGACGACACUGUGAUCCAUCCCAGGAUCUCGGAGUACCUUACCCAUGCUGCAGCGAGUUAUUUUGGGAGAGAGAAUUGGGGAGAUGAUGGAGAAGUAUUGCAAGAGUGGAGUGGCAUUAUGGGGUACACCGUUGACAGUCAGCCAAUUGUCGGGCAAGCUCUUGGCCAAGAUGGGCUGUGGAUCUGCGUGGGCUUCAACGGCCAUGGCAUGGCUUUGGCGUUUCAAUGUGCAGAAGCGCUGGUGCAGCUUAUGAUGGGAAGGGAGAAGGAAGUUGAUGAGUGGCUGCCAAAGAAUUAUGGACUUGGGCGGGUGCUUUUGAAGCGACGUUAG